AUGGCACCAACCGCUAUCGAUCUCAAUAGGGAGUAUGCGAACUCCGUUGAAGCAGAAUCUACGGCUCCAUUUAAUAAGGCUGAAAGAAAAAAUUCCAUUGCCGCGGCCCUCGGCUUGAGCCCAGAUACGAAAAUUCAUUAUAACUCGGCCGUUCCGAUUUUGUACGAGGACGCACUAAAGGAGAAAGGUACCACAAUUUCUUCUACAGGUGCUCUUAUUGCAUAUUCUGGAGGCAAGACGGGAAGAUCUCCAAAAGAUAAGAGAAUAGUUGCAGAAGAAUCUUCUGUACAUGAUGUCUGGUGGGGACCCGUUAAUAAGAAGGUUGAUGAUCAAACCUGGAAAAUUUCGCGUUCCAGGGCCAUUGACUACUUGAGAACCAGAGAGAAAGUUUACAUAAUUGAUGCAUUUGCCGGCUGGGAUAAGAGAUAUCGUAUCAAGGUGAGAAUUGUGUGUGCUCGCGCUUACCACGCCUUGUUUAUGAAAAACAUGCUUAUCCGUCCGACCGAGCAGGAAUUAAAGAGCUUUGGUGAACCGGACUUUACCAUUUGGAAUGCAGGUCAAUUCCCAGCAAAUGUCUUUACCCGAGGUAUGACAUCGGCAACAACGGUGGAACUGAACUUUAAGGCUAUGGAGAUGGUCAUUCUUGGCACAGAGUAUGCAGGAGAGAUGAAGAAAGGAAUCUUGACUCUCAUGUUCUACUUGAUGCCAAUAAAGCAUCAUGUUCUCACAUUACACUCUUCCGCAAACAUCGGAACCCAGAAUGGUGAUGUGACGAUGUUCUUUGGACUUUCAGGAACAGGAAAGACAACAUUGAGUGCAGAUCCACACAGAAAAUUGAUUGGCGAUGAUGAACACUGUUGGUCAGACCAUGGAGUUUUCAACGUUGAAGGUGGAUGCUACGCAAAGUGUAUUGAUCUCUCUGAAUCCAAGGAGCCAGAAAUUUUUCAAGCUAUAAAGUUUGGUUCCGUUCUUGAAAACGUCGUUUACGACCCUGUUACAAGGGUUGUCGACUAUUCCGAUUCAUCAAUUACUGCUAACACUAGAUGCGCCUACCCAAUUGAGUUCAUACCUUCUGCUAAGAUCCCAUGUCAGGUGGAUACACAUCCUAGCAACAUUAUUCUUUUAACAUGCGACGCUAUGGGUGUUCUUCCUCCAGUUUCCAAGCUCACUAAGGCGCAAGUUAUGUACCACUUCAUCUCUGGCUAUACAUCUAAGAUGACUGGAACGGAAGUCGGAGUCACAGAACCACAGGCAACUUUCUCCGCCUGCUAUGGUCAACCUUUCCUUGUUCUACAUCCAAUGAGAUAUGCCCAACAGUUGGCUGACAAAAUGAGUGCUCAUCAUGCUCAUGCCUGGCUGCUCAACACUGGAUGGACAGGAAAACCAAUGUCAAAGGGCGGAAAGAGAUGUCCAUUAAAGUACACCAGAGCAAUUUUGGAUGCAAUCCAUUCUGGCGUCUUAGCUAAAGCUGAAUAUGAAAACUUCCCAACGUUUGGACUGCGGGUUCCAAAAUCUUGCCCUGGUGUUCCUUCCGAACUUUUAAAUCCUGCUCGUAACUGGUCAGAUGGUAAGGCUGAUUUCCAAAAUCAGGUUACAAACCUGGCUCAGCUUUUCAUGGAGAAUUUUGAAAAGUAUGCUUCCUCUUGCACCGAAGAAGUUUUGUCUGCAGGUCCAGCUAUGUAA
Molecule: messenger RNA, 1683 nt
Organism: Brettanomyces bruxellensis
Lineage: Eukaryota; Fungi; Ascomycota; Pichiomycetes; Pichiales; Pichiaceae
Gene: PCK1
Product: Protein kinase C-like 1
Exons: 1
Coding region: 1-1683 (560 amino acids)
Biological process (GO): gluconeogenesis
Cellular component (GO): cytosol
Molecular function (GO): ATP binding; phosphoenolpyruvate carboxykinase (ATP) activity
Source: RefSeq, a predicted model, not a curated record